CUCGGGGCUCACAGCAUGUCCCUUCUCCCGCAGAUGCUGCAGGACUGCCCCAAGGCCCGCAGGGAGGUGGAGCUGCACUGGCGAGCGUCGCAGUGUGCGCACAUCGUGCGCAUCAUGGACGUCUACGAGAACCUCUACCAGGGGAGGAAGUGUCUGCUCAUCGUCAUGGAGUGCUUGGAUGGUGGGGAGCUCUUCAGCCGCAUCCAGGACAGGGGAGACCAGGCCUUCACAGAACGGGAGGCUUCGGAGAUCAUGAAGAGCAUUGGGGAAGCCAUCCAGUACCUGCACUCGAUCAACAUCGCGCACCGGGACGUGAAGGUACCACCCUGAGCCCCCCUGGCAGUGCCAGGGCCCAGCCCU
Molecule: messenger RNA, 360 nt
Organism: Zonotrichia albicollis (white-throated sparrow)
Lineage: Eukaryota; Metazoa; Chordata; Aves; Passeriformes; Passerellidae
Source: RefSeq, a predicted model, not a curated record